Molecule: messenger RNA, 3029 nt
Organism: Esox lucius (northern pike)
Lineage: Eukaryota; Metazoa; Chordata; Actinopteri; Esociformes; Esocidae
Gene: csnk2a2b
Product: casein kinase 2, alpha prime polypeptide b
Exons: 12
Coding region: 1064-2116 (350 amino acids)
Biological process (GO): protein phosphorylation; regulation of chromosome separation
Cellular component (GO): nucleus; cytosol; protein kinase CK2 complex
Molecular function (GO): ATP binding; protein serine/threonine kinase activity
Source: RefSeq, a predicted model, not a curated record
CGUUCUGGGGCACCCCUAUGCAGGGCGGGGGAAAUAAGCAGACCAAAGUGGCCCAGUCUGGAUGAAAAAAUAUUGGGGGCAUGUCUCUAAAUCGGAUUUUUCCCUUCUGUGCUGUCUCUUAUAUGGCCAUUAUUCAGAUGAUGUUUAUUUCCGGGUGCGCCUUCUAUCACAAUCCGGUUUCCUGCGGUUCGGAAUUAGGAGCGGGGGGGUUCUAAAAGAAAGCCCCGCAUCCCGACCUCCAAUAGACUUUUCAAGGGAUUUUGAAGCGGUCUUCACUCCGUCUGCAUAUGCCACGGGCCCCGGCGAGGGUGCACCGCACCGCGCUCAACGGUGGUGCGAUUCUUUAUGACUGAGUUAGUAAGCAUGCUAGCUAGCUAGCAACAUCGAUUUCUACACCACCCCCUUUCCAACCGGCUAUUCCUGCUGGUGUCAAUACCCCGUAGCUUGUGGGUGAAUUGUAAAACCCAACUUCUCUAUUGGACUUUUCCGUUUAAUUCCUCCACGAUAUCCCCAUCCUGCUGGAAGUGUUGACUUGGAAGGGCCAUCAAAAGAAGAGGACAUUUCUGGUAGGAUCCCUGCUUCGGAUUUGGGAUUUAAGGCCCACAAGGGGGUUUAACCCGCAAUCAUUUGAUUCCUAAACCCCUAAUGCCUGGAAUCUUACAGUUUUUGUCAGUAUUAAUGAAAUGUUUAGCAUUUUUAUUUAUGUAAUUAGUGACAGUUUUUGAUUUUGCCUUUCAUUCUGGACCCAAAAUGUCGAUCCUACCAGCAGUUUUAACCCUAAUUGGCUAUAUUUUACGGUCCCUAUCCUAACCAACAUCAGCCUUGGAACACCAGUCAGAUUAUAAGACUGACAAUCUGCAACUAGCAGUGUUCAGCGGUAAAUGUCCACAGCGCACUGUGGUCAUCUCUCACGGGGAAAGGUGUCAGAUAACAGGAACACCCUACUUUGACAGCGAGUCUCAGUACUCCGACCGGACGACGGUGGUCUCUGUUCCAGUUCCAAGCAGUAAAAUAGCUCCGUGGCAAUCGAAUCGAACACACAGGCCGAGCUCCGGUGCUCGCCAUGCCCGGCCCGGCGGCCGGCAGUAAAUCUCGGGUAUACGCCGAUGUCAACACUUUGAAGAGCCGGGAAUAUUGGGACUAUGAAGCCCACGUGCCUAGCUGGAGUAACCAGGAGGACUACCAGUUGGUGCGUAAGCUUGGCAGAGGAAAGUACAGUGAGGUCUUUGAGGCCAUCAACAUUAACAACAAUGAGAAGGUGGUGGUCAAGAUCCUCAAGCCUGUCAAGAAGAAGAAAAUCAAGCGGGAAAUCAAGAUCCUGGAGAACCUCCGAGGGGGAACCAACAUAAUUCGAUUGGUGGACACAGUGAAAGACCCUGUGUCCCGAACGCCUGCGCUUGUCUUUGAAUGCAUCAAUAACACAGAUUUUAAGGAGCUCUACCAGAAGUUAACAGAUUUUGAUAUACGUUUUUACAUGUAUGAACUACUUAAGGCUCUAGACUACUGCCACAGUAUGGGGAUCAUGCACCGAGAUGUCAAGCCCCACAAUGUGAUGAUUGACCACCAGAUGAGGAAGCUACGCCUGAUAGACUGGGGCCUUGCGGAGUUCUACCAUCCUGCACAGGAAUACAACGUACGAGUAGCAUCGCGCUACUUCAAAGGACCUGAGUUACUGGUGGAUUACCAGAUGUAUGACUACAGUUUGGACAUGUGGAGUCUGGGCUGCAUGCUGGCCAGUAUGAUCUUCCAGAAAGAGCCCUUCUUCCAUGGCCAGGACAACUAUGACCAGCUGGUUCGAAUUGCCAAAGUCCUGGGGACAGAUGAGCUUUUUGGCUACCUGCGCAAAUACCACAUUGAGCUGGACCCACGCUUCAAGGACCUCCUUGGCCAGCAGACACGGAAACGCUGGGAGCAGUUUGUCCAGACAGAGAACCAGCAUCUGGUGAGCCCAGAGGUUCUGGACCUUCUGGAUAAGCUGCUGCGCUACGAUCACCAGCAGAGACUGACGGCCACAGAGGCUAUGGAUCACCCGUACUUCUAUCCUGUGCUGAAGGAGCAGUCUCUCUCUAAUGCGGAUGGCAAUAUGGUGACCAGCGGAUCCACUACAGCCCGAUGAAAACAGAAGAACAUUUGUUACCUCAGAUUUUUACCCGUUUGUGGCAGAAACCUCUUCAACUGUACAGUGACAAUGGAUCCAAGUAAAGCUGACCAUAAACACCACUCAAAGAUGUGCAUAUGGACACACACGCACACACACACACACACACACACACACACACACACCCUUCUUCUCAGUGUCAGUCUGUGCUUGCCCAAGUAAUAUGUCAAGCAGCCAGACGAUGAGCUUGAUGCCUGAUCUGCUGCCCUGCACCCCUUCCCUUAUCUUUAGGUCAUCAGAAAAUGUUCAAAGACAAGAAAAAAGGCCCCUUCCCCGUCUUUCUCCCCCUUUGGCCCCCAUCCCUUGUUUAACUAAGCAUGGAGAAUGAAAAGGAGCGUAAGCCUGUCCCCCGCCCUCCUGCCUCCGUCUGUCUGUCUGUCUGUCUAACUGUCUGUCCCCCGCCCUCCUGCCUCCGUCUGUCUGUCUGUCUGUCUAACUGUCUGUCCCCCGCCCUCCUGCCUCCGUCUGUCUGUCUGUCUGUCUAACUGUCUGUCCCCCGCCCUCCUGCCUCCGUCUGUCUGUCUGUCUAACUGUCUGUCCCCCGCCCUCCUGCCUCUGUCUGUCUGUCUAACUGUCUGUCCCCCGCCCUCCUGUCUCCGUCUGUCUGUGCCCCGACUUCCUGCCUCUGUAUGUCUGUCUCUCCCCCACCCUCCUGCCCCUGUGUCUGUUUGUCAGUCUGUUUCUGUCUGUCAUUUUCUGUCUGUCAGUCUGUCAGUUUCUGUGUACAUGUUCAGUAUUCAGCCCCUUGGCAGACCUGACCUCAGCCUCCACACACUGUAGUUCCUAAGUGGCAUGGUGGACCUUUUACUCUGCUCUAGGUAGAAUAAUGAGAAUAAUAUUCAUGAAAAUAAAGGAUUUUUAUUUAGGUUGA